Molecule: messenger RNA, 740 nt
Organism: Procambarus clarkii (red swamp crayfish)
Lineage: Eukaryota; Metazoa; Arthropoda; Malacostraca; Decapoda; Cambaridae
Product: cuticle protein 7
Cellular component (GO): extracellular matrix
Source: RefSeq, a predicted model, not a curated record
AGCGCCGCGACAAGCAACAAGAUGUCUGCCAAGAUCUUCAUUGUGGCCGCCCUCGUGGGUGUAGUGUGCGCCGCCCCUCGUGCAGAAAGCCCGCCAUCAUACGGACCCCCUCCACCCCCAGCCUAUGGGCCAACCCCAUCCUACAACGAGCCCGGCAUGCCCUUCGACUUCGCCUACGCCGUUAGGGACGACUACUCCGGUAACAACUUCGCGCACGACGAAAAGAGCGACGGUAAACUCACAUCCGGCUCCUACAGUGUGCUUCUUCCUGAUGGACGCACUCAGAUCGUAAACUUCCAAGCCGAUGAAAACGGAUACGUCGCCGACGUCACCUACCAGGGAGAGGCCACCUAUCCACCUCCCGCGCCCCCAUCCUACGGUCCAGCACCCCCUUCAUACGGCCCCCCACCACCAACAUACGCCUAAGUCUCAAUGACCACAGCAGGAUUGUCACUGAUCAAUAUUGCCAUAUCUACAUCCAUACAAACGUUACAUUGUCAACACUCACCUGGUCUCCACCUGUCACUUAUUUAUGUCCAACCUUUACUGAACAUAUCCCACCUUAUUCCAAGCUUCGUCAGGCCAGCCUGGCAGUGUCCCAAGAUGUCCCAACGAUCCCGCCCCCAAGCAGUAAAUGUCCCCAACGACCUAUUACCUUGCCACAGCAUACGGUCCACAGGUGGCCGCCACAAAGACUUGGAAUGGUAAUAAAAUAGUUUUGUAAAUAAAGGCAUACGACA